AUGCCAGAUGUAGAGAUCAGGGAAGAUGUUAAUGGGCCGAAGCAGUCAAUGCAGUUGGUCUGCCAGUCCAGUGAAAAAGCGAAGGAGACACCCAAAUCCAAAACAAGGGCCCAGAGGGGACAUUGCGUAGUAGCUGGGAAUAUGCACUCAAAACCAGAAGAGGAAAUAGUCCUAGUAAGGGAGGCAGGAAGUGGUCUCAGUCAGAACAGAGAAGUAACAGUAGAGAACCAAAUAGUUGUGAAGAGGAUGGAGGUGAAAACUCCAACACCCGUGUUACGAGAUAGGGACAAAAAUUCCGAAAGUGCUUGCGGUGCUGAAAUAAGACCCCCAGACCAGAAUACCUGUUACAAAAUGGUUGAGGAACCGAUAUGGGAGGAGGAGAUGGCUUCGCUAUCAGAGGAUAACUUGGUAGAUGCAGAGGGGGCUGGGAGUAGGUCCUUCCCUGUUUUGAUUAAGGACAUUGUGCGAAAAAAUAAGAUUGGCCUCUUUUGUCUUAUUGAACCCAGGAUCAGUGGCGGGAAGGCUGAAAAGAUUGUUAGGAAACUGGGUUUCUCAAAUUGGAUAAGGGUGGAAGCCACCGGUUUCGCUGGAGGAAUUUGGCUUCUUUGGCAAGAUAAAGAUUUUGAAGUAGAGUACAAAGCCUCGAGCGAACAAUUCCUUCUUUGCAAGAUUACCUGCGUGACAAUUCAGCGUUCGUUCCUUGGGAUGUUUGUCUAUGGGGAAACUUGUUACUCCAAAAGAAAUCGGUUAUGGCAAGUAAUUAGAGCAGUGGCGGAAACCGUUGAGGAAGAAUGGAUUUUGAUGGGUGAUUUUAAUGCAUAUAGGGACCCUAGUAACAAAAAGGGGGGAGCUCCACCACACCAGCUCUCUAUGGAACAGUUCAAUGAAUGUGUGAAUGAAGCGGGUUUAUUGGAAUUAUCUGAUCCUGAAAAGGCUUUCACUUGGGAAAAGGAGGGGUUACAAGAAAAAAUUGACUGGGUCUUCUGUAAUGUGGCUUGGGCAGAUACUUAUAGGAGGACGAAGGUCAAGCUAGAUCUAAAGUAUAAAUCGGAUCACAAGGUUGUUGUAAUUGAAUGGCAGGAGGGAGAUAAACAUGAAGACAAAUCACGGAGAUUCCACUUCCAUUCAGCUUGGUUGCUAGAAGAUAACUUUCAGGAGGUUGUUGAAGAAGCCUGGAGGGGUAAUGAUUGGAUACAAGGGGCCCAUAGAUUCCAAGAGCUAGCGACAAAAUGGAAUAAAGAGAAGGUAGGCAGUAUACCAAAGAAGAAGAAGGAAAUUAUGCGUAGAUUAGAGGGUAUAGAGAAAUGCAAAACCCAAGGAAGGCUUAAUGGUCUGCUGCGUUUGGAGAAGAGGCUGUGGGAAGAAUACAAUAGAGUGCUCCUCCAGGAAGAACUGAUCUGGUAUCAAAAAUCACGUUGCAAGUGGUUGCAGUGGGGAGAUAAGAAUACUAGAUAUUUCCAUGCCACCUCGAUUGCUAGAAGGGCAAAAAAGAAUAUCAUGUCGUUGAAGGAUGAUAAUGGAGUUUGGGUACAAGAGAAGGGUCAAAUACAACAACUGGCUUGCGCAUCACAUGGAACUCUUACACCAGAAGUGUCUGAUGUCGAGAUUAAAAAUGCAGCCUUUGCAAUGGGUGCCUUUAAGGCCCCAGGACCAGAUGGACUCCAGCCCCACUUUUUUCAAACCCAAUGGAAUAUAGUGGGGGGAAAGAUUUGUGACUUUGUUAAGAGAGCCUUUGAGAAUCCCCAAGUUAUCAAGGAGAUAAAUCAAACAAAUAUCGUGCUAGUACCGAAGGUGGAGAAUCCAACCACAUUGAAGGAAAUGAGACCGAUCUCCCUCUGCAAUGUGAGUUAUAAGAUCAUCACAAAGGUGCUGGCAAAUCGGUUCCGAUCAGUCAUGAAUCAUUUGGUGGGUCCCCAACAAGGUAGUUUCAUUUCAAACAGAUCAAGUUGUGAUAACAUCAUUGUAGCACAGGAGGCGAUUCACAAAAUGAGGACAAAGCCGGGUAAACGUGGCUACAUGGCGAUCAAAGUGGAUAUGGAAAAAGCCUAUGACAGGCUUGACUGGGGUUAUCUCCAAGAUACUCUGUCUGUCAUUGGCAUAAAGCAGGAACUCAUAAGGGUGAUAAUGGCUUGUGUGGGAACAGCUUCCAUGACAGUUCUGAUAAAUGGGGAGGUGGGUCCUAUGUUCCAGCCAUCUAGAGGAAUCCGGCAGGGUGACCCUCUUAGCCCUUAUCUAUUUGUGUUGUGCAUGGAAAGGCUGAAUCAUAUCAUUUUGGAGGAAUGCAGCAUGGGCAGAUGGAGACCACUGAGAUUUAAUAAUGAAGCACCACCCAUAUCUCAUUUAUUUUUUGCCGAUGACUUGCUGCUAUUUACUGAGGCCUCGACAAGGCAAGUAGAAGAGGUCAAAAGGAUAAUGAAAAGAUUCUGCCUAUUUUCUGGGCAUAGAAUUAACCUGGAGAAAUCCAAAGCUUUCUUUUCUAGAAAUGUCAACAUCAAUCGAGCUCUAACUUUAAGUCAAAAGCUAGGCAUUGGAAUUACUCCAGAUCUAGGCAAGUACCUGGGAGUGCCUCUUAUCCACGCGAGAAUUACUAAAGCUACCUACGGCCAUAUCAUGAAGAGAGUUAGGAGUCGCCUGUCAGGAUGGAAGGGCAAGCACCUCACAAUGGCAGGGAGAUCAGUGCUCAUCAAAUCGGUAAUAUCAGCCCUGCCCUCGUAUCAGAUGCAAUCUUCCUUGCUUCCAAAAGGUGUUUUAAAAGAGAUAGAGAAGCUUAGUUGUUCCUUCCUAUGGAGUCAGAAUAUAAAUGAAAGGAAGACGCACCUAAUUGCUUGGGAAAAGGUCAUCAAGAACAAGAAUGAAGGAGGUCUGGGAAUUAAGGAUAUGGAAAAACAAAACAAAGCCUUCAUAAUGAAGCUAUGUUGGGGAUUGAUCACAAAAAGGGACUCCCUAUGGGUGCAAUGUUUGCGAUCCAUUUAUGAAUGUGGACAGGAGCAAAUACCACUGGUGGAGAAGAAAAAGAACAUAUCGAGUACUUGGAAAGCUAUUUCAGCAAUCUGGGAAACUUUCAUGACAGCGGUGGGGAAAAAAAUUAAUAGCGGGAACAACACAAAGUUUUGGUGGGAGCCAUGGACUCAGAUAGAUAAACCUCUCAUUGAGAUUGCAAAUCAGCAUUGGGAAGACAUCAAUCCAGAUGACCGAGUGGCUGAUUUUAUUCUAGAUUCGGGAACAUGGAAUGUUCAAAAGCUGAGAUAUUUCCUCCCUGAAUGGGCGGUUAAGAAAGUCUUACAAUCUGGUCCCUUAGUGACGAACCAACCUGAUGUGAUCUGCUGGAGAGCCUCAAAUGAUGGUGAAUUCUCUGUGAAGUCAGCCUACAAAUAUCUGUCUAAUACAAGGACUGGUGCGGGAAACCGGUUCUGGAGGAGCUUAUGGCGUUGGCAAGUUCCAGAGAAAGUUAAAUUCUUCAUGUGGCAUGUUUUCCAUGAGAGGGUUAUGACAAAUUCCCUAAGAACAAAAAGAGGGCUGAGUGAUCGAGAGACAUGCCCUUUUGGGUGCAACAGUGAGGAGAGUGUAAUACACCUUCUGAGAGAUUGCUAUAGAGCGAAACAAGUGUGGAAAGCUUUUAUUCAUCCUAACUCCUAUACUGUCUUUUUUUCUGGUGAUUUGCAGGAAUGGAUUCACUGGAAUGUGGAAAGGGAGCCAAAGAGGACAAAAUUUCCAGACGUUGCGUGGAAUCGGGUGUUUGGAAUAUUAUGCUGGUUAAUCUGGAAGUGUAGAUGCCAGAGAAUAUUUCAGACACGCGAGGCCCCAGUUAAGGAAAUCAUACAUCAAUGUAACUUCCUACUGUUGGAAGGGGUCGAGGAUGGGAAGUGGAAGCAUAGAAUUUUUAAUAAUCAACAACUGGAGAGCAGUCAGUGGGUUCCCCCAGAAGAAGGUUCAGUUAGAGUGGAUGUAGAUGCUUCGGUUCUAGAGAAUGGCCAAGCUGCUUGUGGAGGAGUGAUUAGAGAUGAGGGAGGUCGGUGGAUUGCAGGCUUCAAAAGAGGACUAGGAGUAUUGCCAUCUACAAUUGCUGAGCUUUUGGCGAUUCAUACGGGUUUGGAGGUCUGUAGAUCACUAAACUUACCAAAUAUACAACUCUGUUCAGACUCCUUGGAAGCGAUUAAUAUGCUAGCGCGACCAAAUGGAGGAGACCAUCCUUUUUAUAAUGAGAUAGAGGAAGUUAAGAGUCUGCUUUAUGAGUGGCAUAAUGUUAGAAUUGGCUAUAGCAACAGGGACUCUAUUGGAUGCGCGGACAACAUGGCGAGAACAGGGCACCAAGUAGGUCUGAGGUUAGUCAUUGUACCUGAGGUUGAUCCUGCCUGUAGGGAAAGGUAUAUGGAAGAUCGAAAAUUUCUACGUAGGGCAGGUCCCACAACGAAUUGA
Neltuma alba is the source of this 4416-nucleotide messenger RNA. RefSeq lists its product as uncharacterized. Bases 1 to 4416 code for a protein of 1471 amino acids. Lineage: Eukaryota; Viridiplantae; Streptophyta; Magnoliopsida; Fabales; Fabaceae. The transcript is spliced from 3 exons. Gene Ontology annotation, molecular function: nucleic acid binding; RNA-DNA hybrid ribonuclease activity. The record is from RefSeq and is a predicted model, not a curated record.